Messenger RNA from Alternaria rosae, 1968 nucleotides. RefSeq lists its product as uncharacterized. The transcript is spliced from 2 exons. Lineage: Eukaryota; Fungi; Ascomycota; Dothideomycetes; Pleosporales; Pleosporaceae. The coding region runs from base 1 to 1968 and encodes 655 amino acids. The record is from RefSeq and is a predicted model, not a curated record.
AUGUCGAACACGUCGGCAUCACACGCUUCCUCGCGUGGGGUAGACUAUAGGCCGUCUACCCCCGAUCAAACCAGACCUACGCUUUCUCGAUCGAGCUCCCACGCUGUCGCGCCGAAAUCAGAAUACCUUCGGAACGCGCUGCAAGCACGGAGGGCACAGGGUACGCCUACUCCUUCACCUCAGGAUAUCAAAUUACCCCCACCACCCGCGCAGAAGCCUCCAGAGAUAAGCACGCCCAAGACUUCGCCUGAUAUUUUUGAUCAAUUCGCCCUCACGGAAGAACAAACAACCCCCGUUUCGCCCAUCCGACGACGAAGACCUAGCGAUGCUGGUCCCCCUCGCUCCAGGACGAGCCGAGAACUCACAGACGAGAUCGGCAAGUUGAAGCAGACGCUCAUGACUGCCAACAUGCGAGUGGAGCUGCUGAAGAAGGACAACCGGGUGCUGCAGCAUGAUUUGACGGCCGCCAAAGAACAAGUGGAGCGACUUGAGCCACUAGAGGACGAGAAUUACGAGCUGAAUGCGGAGAACAAGCAACUCAGGCUCAAACUGGAAAAGAUGGAUGAAGAAAUGUCGAAUCUGCGAGAAAUCAACGAGGAGCAUCGGAAGACCAACAUGGAGCUCACUGCUAUAGCAAGCGAGAGCGCGGCGCACUGGGCAGAUCACGAGCUCGCCAUCGAAGAAGCUGCCGAGCACAUCAUCAAGAUGGAGGAAGAGAAGGAAUUAUUGUCGGAAGAACUCCAGCAACUCAAACAACGAGUCAUGGCUAUAGAAAGCCAUUCGCCCGCUAGCACGCUGAUCAACAGCCCUGGCAAGUUCCCACUUCGCGUCUUCAGUGUGGACGAGUCACGGCCUUCUACUUCUCACUUUGACUCGGAUUACUACAGCCAGCCAGAAUCGCCCCAAGCCAAGCAUAGUACCGCAUCGAUCAAGUCCUUCACACCUUCAGAGCGGUCGAGGAAGUUUCUUGAUCUGACGCAAGAGCGACGACGAUCUGCUCGUGAUCUCGUUGAACGCAUGUCUGCAGUAUCAUUGAGGGCACUACGUGAUGCGUCUCUUUCUCCCACACCAGAAGUCCCCGCAAUUCCUGCGGCCCACCAGCAACAGGUUCCUUCUAUCGUAGCGGAUGAUAGGUCCGCCACUCCCUCAAGACGCCGUGAGCACGUUCGCCAAAUCGAUCAGGCACGUCCGCUGUCUCUGAUGGACGCAGCAGAAAUCUCCCCACCUCGCCCGCACACAUGUGCCCCUCAAGCUCCUGACCGCCAGCCAGACGGUCUACGAGGCCUAUACCGUCCCCGCAGAACCACAAGUCGAGCUUCAACCGACCAGCGCCCAUCCUCAAGCUACAUACCCAGUACUACCAAUACACCCGGUAGUUCCCUAGGUCGUCAUCAAUCCACUCGAGAGGCCUCCCCUCACGUUCCUCCACCCAGCAGCGGGUAUAGAACCUCGGAGCGUUCAAACGAGCACCCCCAGCGUCACUCACCACGUCACCGCUCCUCCUCCGUCGACGUAGGCGCCAAUCAAACUCCCCCAACGAACAGACAUUCCAUGGCACCAGGGUGGGAAAUCACCACUCCAAACCACUCCUACUCUCCUGCCUCUAAUGCUUCUACGCUCGAUCUAACAAGCGAGGUAGAUCCACGGAAAGCGAAGGAGCAAUGGUGGCGCAGUUUAGAUCGUUUGACUCAUUCGCAGGCGAUGGCUCAACAAAUGCAAGCUCAACAGACACAAACACUGCAACGUUUUGACGCCGGGCCAAAUCCUUCUUCUUCUUCUGCUGCCUCUGCUCCUAUCAACGCCACGCUCAGUAGGAGACCUACGCCUACUGCCUCGAGUGCGCUGAACAGUCAUCCUGUGUCUGCAGAAAAGGACUUACUGUUCAAUGCCAAGGAGAGUACGGAGGACUUUAUGAGUAAGAUGAGGGGCGGUAAGGGGUCUCGAGACUCUGUUUUUUCUCUUCGUUAA